UGCCUAUGAAAGCUACUUCAUCUGCAAGAAAACAGGCGGCUGCACCAGUGACUGGGUCAGUGCUCUAAAAUGAGUCUCUCUGGGGAGAGAGAGGAGGGGGGCCCUGCCUCUAAAAUGAGUCUCUCUGGGGAGAGAGAGGAGGGGGGCCCUGCCUCUAAAAUGAGUCUCUCUGGGGAGAGAGAGGAGGGGGGCCCUGCCUCUAAAAUGAGUCUCUCUGGGGAGAGAGAGGAGGGGGGCCCUGCCUCUAAAAUGAGUCUCUCUGGGAAGAGAGAGGAGGGGGGUCCUGCCUCUAAAAUGAGUCUCUCUGGGGAGAGAGAGGAGGGGGGCCCUGCCUCUAAAAUGAGUCUCUCUGGGGAACAUGACACCAAAGCUAAGAGACCAAUCAAGCAGGAGAGACCAGCCUCCCCUGUACCCAGCUGUGUGUCCAUGAAGAGUGACCGGUCUAUGCGUCAACCUAUACACUUUAGAGAGGGAGACUUUUCUACUGAACAAAGACCAAUCAAGCGGAAGAGACCAGCCUCCCCUGUACCCAGCUGUGUGUCCAUGAAGAGUGACCAGUCUAAGGGUAGACCUAUAAACUUUAGAGAGGGAGACUUUUCUACUGAACAAAGAAACCAACAGGAGAGAUCAGAGUCAGAGAUUCUCAGUGGUCAGUCUUCCCAGAGUCAUCAAACAGACCUGGAGUCCAUAUUCAGUUUGCUUGAAGAGAAUAUUAUGACAUUUCUGAAGAACGAGCUGAAGAUGUUCAAGAGGAUUCUUAGUCCAGAACUCCCAGAAGGCUUUGAGAGUCAGAAGCAGGACAAUGAAGUGGUGGACACAGAAGAUGAGAAGCAGGAGAGCAGUGCCAGAGAGGGGGCUCUGAACAUCACACUGCACGUCCUGAGGAAAAUGAACCAGAAGGAGCUUGCUGACACACUCGAGAAAUAUGAUCUUGCUGUGAUUUGCCAACGUGAACUCAAAUCUAAUCUAAAGAAGAAGUUUCAAUGUGUAUUUGAGGGGAUCGCUAAACAAGGAAACCCAACACUUCUCAAUAAGAUCUACACAGAGCUCUACAUCACGGAGGGUGGAACAGGAGAGGUCAAUAAUGAACAUGAGCUGAGACAGAUUGAGACAACAACCAGGAAACAAGCAAGACCAGAGACUGCAAUCAAAUGUAACGACAUCUUCAAACCCUCAACCGGACAAGACAAACGUGUCAGAACUGUGCUGACAAAGGGAGUCGCUGGCAUUGGAAAAACAGUCUCUGUGCAGAAGUUCAUUCUGGACUGGGCUGAAGGAAAAGCAAAUCAGGAUGUCCAAUUUGUAUUUUCAUUCCCUUUUCGGGAGCUGAAUUUGAUGAAAGAGGACAAACACACUUUCACUGAACUUCUCAAUCACUUCUCAAUUGAAACCAAACAAUCAGGAAUCUCCAACUACGACAAGUACAAAGUUCUGUUCAUCUUUGAUGGUCUGGAUGAGUGCCGACUGCCCCUAGACUUCCAGAAGAACAAGAUCUGUUGGGACGUCACAGAGUCAACCUCAGUGGAUGUUCUGCUGACAAAUCUCAUCAAGGGAAAUCUGCUUCCCUCUGCUCUCCUCUGGAUAACUACCCGACCUGCAGCAGCCAAUAAGAUCCCUUCAGGGUGUGUUGACCAGGUGACAGAGGUACGAGGGUUCAAUGACCCACAGAAGGAGGAGUACUUCAGGAAGAGAUUCAGUGAUGAGGACAUGGCCAGCAGAAUCAUCUCACACAUAAAGACAUCAAGGAGCCUCCACAUCAUGUGCCACAUUCCAGUCUUCUGUUGGAUUUCUGCAAUUGUCCUUGAACACAUGCUGAAACAUAAGAGAGAAGAGAUGCCCAAGACUCUGACUGAGAUGUACACACACCUUGUGGUGUUUUAUACCAAACAGAAGAAUGAAAAGUAUCUUGGGAAAGAAGAGACAGGUCCACACUGGAAUAAAGAGAGCAUUCUGUCACUGGGAAAACUGGCUUUUCAACAGCUUGUGAAGGGCAAUCUGAUUUUCUAUGAAAAAGACCUGAAGGAGGCUGGCAUUGAUGUCAGUGAAGCCUCAGUGUACUCAGGAUUGUGCACACAGCUUUUUAAAGAGGAAUGUGGGCUGUACCAGAACAAGGUGUACUGCUUUGUUCAUCUGAGCAUUCAGGAGUUUCUGGCUGCUGUAUAUGUGUUCCUCUCAUUCAUCAACAACAAUGAGAAUCUAAUGGACAAACUGCAAAAAAAAGACAAGUCUGAAGUUACUUUCUACAAGAGUGCUGUGGAUAAAGCCUUACGAAGUGAGACGGGAAACCUGGACCUUUUCCUCCGCUUUCUUCUGGGCCUCUCACUGGAGUCCAAUCAGAAGCACUUACAAGGUCUACUGACAAAGACAAGAAGCAGCUCACAGAGCCAUGAAGAAACAGUCAAGUACAUCAAGAAGAAGAUCAGGGAGAAUCCCUCUCCAGAGAGGAGCAUCAAUCUGUUCCACUGUCUGAAUGAACUGAAUGACCAUUCUCUAGUGGAGGAGAUCCAAAGAUACCUGAGAUCAGGAAGUCUCUCAGAAGACGAACUGUCACCUGCACAGUGGUCAGCUCUGGUCUUUGUGUUGCUGACUUCAGAAAAGGAGCUGGAUGUGUUUGACCUGAAGAAAUACUCCAGAUCAGAGGAAGGUCUUCUGAGGCUGCUGCCAGUGGUCAACGUCUCCAGAGCUGUUCUGCUGUCAGGCUGUGGAGUCACAGAGGAAGGCUGUGCUUCUCUGGUCUCAGCUCUGAGGUCAAACCCCUCACACCUGAGAGAGCUGGACCUGAGUAACAAUGACCUGAAGGAUUCAGGAGUGAAGCUGCUCUCUGCUGGACUGGGGAAUCCCCACUGUAAACUGGAGACUCUGAGGCUGUCAGGCUGUCUAGUCACAGAGGAAGGCUGUGCUUCUCUGGUCUCAGCUCUGAGGUCAAACCCCUCACACCUGAGAGAGCUGGACCUGAGCUACAAUCACCCAGGAGACUCAGGAGUCAGACUGCUCUCUGCUGGACUGGAGGAUCCACACUGCAGACUGGAGAAACUCAAUGUGGAACAUGGUGGAGAGAACACAAUGAAACCUGGGCUUAGAAAAUAUGUCUGUGAUCUCACACUGGACCUAAACACAGUACACAGACACCUCUCUCUGUCUGAGGAGAACAGAAAGGUGACAUGUAGGAGAGAGGAUCAGUCGUAUCCUGAUCACCUAGAGAGAUUUAUGGACUGUGGACAGGUGCUGUGUAGAGAGGGUCUGACUGGGCGCUGUUACUGGGAGGUAGAGUGGAGUGGGAUAAUGGGGGCUGUUUUAGGAGUGACAUAUAAAGGAAUCAGCAGGAGAGGAGGUGAUGACUGUUGUCUUGGAUGGAAUGACAAGUCCUGGAGUCUGAUCUGCUAUGACAACAGUUACUCUGCUUGUCACAAUAAUAAUCCCACUACCAUAGACGUCCCCUCCUCCAGCCCCCACAGAGUAGGAGUGUAUCUGGACUGGCCAGCCGGCACUCUGUCCUUCUAUAGAGCCUCCUCUGACACACUGACCCACCUGUACACAUUCACCUCCACAUUCACUGAGCCCCUCUAUCCAGGGUUUGGGGUUUGUUUUGAUGGCGACUCAGUGUCCCUGAAAUAAUAACCUGACACACACACACACUGGACACACACACACACACACUGGACACACACACACACACACACUGGACACACACACUCACACUGGACACACACACACACAUACACUGGACACACACACACACACACACACACACACACUGGACACACACACUGGACACACACACACACACACACACUGGACACACACACACACACACACACACACACACACACACACACACACACACACACACACACACACUGGACACACACACACACUCACACUGGACACACACACACACUGGACACUCACACACAC
Messenger RNA from Salvelinus fontinalis (brook trout), 3915 nucleotides. Its product is annotated as NLR family CARD domain-containing protein 3-like. Bases 70 to 3615 code for a protein of 1181 amino acids. NCBI's taxonomy places the organism in Eukaryota, Metazoa, Chordata, Actinopteri, Salmoniformes, Salmonidae. The record is from RefSeq and is a predicted model, not a curated record. The transcript is spliced from 11 exons. Gene Ontology annotation, molecular function: protein binding.